GCAAACAUCAGCACAAACGUCCCGCAAGCCACCAACUGCCUCCACUUCGCUGUUCCAGGCUACCUGCUACCCAGAGAGGGACAACAGGCGAGACUUACUUAAAAAGUUGUUCUUACCGCCCAAUAUUCUUCCAAGCCACACAGCCAGUGCCUGCCUCGAAUCAAGUCUGCGCCUGCCCAGCUUUGCAGGACCCAACUCUUCCUCUUCACAACCUCUAUCCCCUUCACGGAAAUAGCCCCCAACCUCUGGACCGGCGAAAUAGGUCGUUCGCGACAGGUCAGACGGCAGCGGCUGCCUGGGACACGGCUAGGAUACCAUCUUCGGAUCACACCCUUCGGCCUCUCUUUAUCAAUCUUCCUCCCCUCGGCAUAGUGAGUUUACACUCUGGCCUGGCCUGUUUCACUGAGCGAAAGAUCUUGUUCCAAAACCAAAGGCGGGCGUUUUCGCUUCUUGAUCACCUCCCGAUCACCAUGGCGACCGAGGCAGCCGCAGUGGGCAAGGAGAACCAGGAUCCGAACAGCUUGGUUCACGCCAAAGGUCAGCUCGGUAAUGGACCCUCUGACCAAAUUGUAGCCGACGGCUUCAAAGAUGGUGAACCUGAAGACACUGCGCCACCUGAACCACCCAAGGACCCGAAGCUGCGUCGGCGCGUCCUCCCGAACCCCAUCACAGACGCUCUGAGUCCUCAACACCUAAAGCAAGGCGUCCUGAUACCGCUCAAGACUACGCAGGAAGUUCGCCAAGACCACACAAUUGUGCAAGCGUUGAUCACACGAGCGCCAACAAAGUCCGCUAACGUCGUACUUGAGGCCCUGCGUAGCAUGCACGGCGAAAGUAAAGCUAACAACCUUACUCACCUCCGCCGAUGUGCAAAGCCAACAGACCUUCCCGCUCACCUCAAAACACAAUUCAUGAACGACAGCCCAGCGGGGCGUCAGAUCCAUACCGCCAAGUCGAAUUGGAUCUACAUCAUCGUUGGGGAGGUCAAGGAGUUCUCUAGAGACGAGCUUGUCAAGGCCUUGGCGCACGUUGAGGGCAUCGAGGAGGAGCUGUUCCUCGCUGCUAUCCCCAUACCCUUACUGGCACCGACCUCGCAGAUACAAGCGGCCAUGUGGUCGGCACAGUUUUGGCCCACUGUCUACCGCAAGAACAAUCCCCUGGGCCCCCACCCGAGUGUUUUCGCCAGAGGUAGCGACGAGAUCAAGGACUCGGCCUCACUGUGGAUGGCACUCGCUCACCAGGUAGCAGAGCAAGGCCGAGCAGCCGGCAUUGGCGAGGCGAUAGGUUGUGUGAUCGUCCAAAGAGAUGAUGAAGGCUCGUCUCUGGUAGCUCUCGCCGCAGACGCCCGUUGGCACCAGGAGCCCAACGGCCUCUCGGACGCCGGCUUGCCCAUGACACACGCGGUCCUCCGUGCUAUGAGCAUGGUAGCACAGAAGCUUGUGCGACACGAACGAAAGGGCAACGGCCUACCGCUGAAUAUUCCCAACUUGGAGUACGACGCGUUCCAGGAUCAACCCCUGAUUCCUUUGGAGCGAGCUUGCUACGAGCAGGAGCAUCCCAACAAGGACGGCUAUCUGUGCCACGCGUUGGAAAUGUACAUAACCCACGAACCUUGUGUCCAAUGCUCCAUGGGGCUUCUUCACUCGCGGAUGGGGAAGGUCGUGUUCGGCAAACACAUUGCCGGGACAGGGGGGCUAAGCUCUGAUGAUCGUCCGGACGGAGGUGGACGAGGGUUGGGACUCUUCUGGAGGCGUGAGCUCAACUGGAGCUUGCUGGCCUGGGAAUGGGAAGGCGACAGUUUGCCCGAGCUGCCGCCCAUCUCGCCAACUACUCAUGUUUAGGAUUACCACCUCCCAGGUCCGAAUGAGACUGUGCCGUCCCGCGCGGCUGGGCCCCACGACCUGUCGACCACAUCGACAGCGCGACAAGAGAAGGCACAA
This is a messenger RNA of Emericellopsis atlantica, 1940 nucleotides long. Its product is annotated as cytidine deaminase-like protein. The record is from RefSeq and is a predicted model, not a curated record. Bases 471 to 1841 code for a protein of 456 amino acids. Gene Ontology annotation, cellular component: cytoplasm; nucleus. Gene Ontology annotation, molecular function: tRNA-specific adenosine-34 deaminase activity. Lineage: Eukaryota; Fungi; Ascomycota; Sordariomycetes; Hypocreales; Bionectriaceae. The transcript is spliced from 2 exons.